AAACCCAGGGCCUUGUGCCUACAAGGCAAGCACUCUACUGACUGAGCUAUCUCCCUAGCCCCUACUUUCAGCUCUUGAUGAAGCUGUUUUCCUACAAGCAGCCACUGAGGGAGCACGAGGAGCAGCAGAUCCAACUCGACACCUCCCAGAAUUCCAGCUGAAAUUGUCUAGCCCAUCCCAAUAUUCACAUGGAAACGGACUCUGAAUUAAGAUGGUUUUGAAAGAAAGGAACAAAAUUGGAGGAGUCACAUUUCCAGAUUUCAGCUUACUACAAAACUGCAGAAAUGAAGGCGCAUAAGGAGGGAGGAGCAGAACAAUGGGGUAGAACCCAGACGGCCAGCCCUAUGCUGCGGCCCGCUGGACUUUCCCAAGGGUGCUGUGGCACCUCAGUGGGGUGGGAAUAGUCUUCCUACAAAUGGUGCUGGGACAGUGGGUUAUUUAUAAGCAAACAGAUCCAUACCUGAAAUGAAACAAACAAACAAAAAAACGAGGGCUAAGGCCUUCUAUACAAAAGGCAGCUCAGAGCAGGUCAUAAACCUAAAGGCGAGUGGUAAAAUUUUAAAGCAUCCACAAAAUGUAUGGCUUUCUUCCAGACGUUUCAUUGAGCUGUUAGGGAAAUGCAAAUCAAAACCACAACGAGAAGCCUCUUUACAGUCCUAGAAUGACUGUCGUAAAGAACGGCAAUAACAAGAGGUGGCGAGGACGUGGAGAAGCGGGAACGCUCACAUGGCUCUGGGGAGCACACAAGGGCGCAGACACUUCAGGAAGCAGUCUGGCGAUUUCUCAGGAUGUGAAACAUGCAGCGAAGCUAGCUGAACACAGAAGAGGAAUGCCCACUGACUCAUGGAAACUACAUUCAGAAUGCCAACAGGACCGCUGCAACGCUUUGCCCCCCAAUUACGGAAUGGUGUCCAGUUAACAGAACGAUGAUUCCCAGAAGCUGCCUGAGGCACACUGGAGGGCUGACAUCACCAGCUUUCCAUGCUGUGAGGAUGGACUAGAAUUGGAGGCAGGAGGCUGUUACAUUUUCCAGGUAAAACAUAGGGUCAUAAUGUUCCCAAAUUCACGUGACAGGAAGUGAUUUUUCAUCUGCUGGAGACAUACAUGAAGCAGCCAGUAUCUGUUUCCUAAGUUACAGCAGGUUAAACAUGCGUGACGAGGUGCGCUCCUUCCUCUCCCGUGAGGAGGGACAGCUCUGGGUGGGAAGCGAGAAGAUGGCAUGGACAGGGCUAUGCCUUCACCUGCUGGCACAGCGUGAGUGUUACCGAGGAUUUCAGAUGUUGUGAAGCCAAGAGGUUUGAGCUUUCCCUGGAGGCUCUGCAGCAGCCUUUCAGGGUCUGAGGCAGGACAUGGGCUUGGGGUCUACGCGCAGCACGUCCUAGCCGUCUGAUCUCAUGCUUCUUCCUUAGGGAAGUGACCCAAACAGGACUGGUCAUGUGGGGUGUCACGAGGGCAGAGUGAGGUGCUGGGCAUCAGUAAAACCCUCCGCGUAGGAACACAGGUGCUGCUUUCCCCGUUUCAGCCUUAUCUUCUGUGAAUCUUACCUCACUGGAGGAUGCCACCCGUGUGGCCCUGGUCAGCUGCACUGUCAUCCUGAGGACUGCAGAGUGGUGGGUACCAGGGGCAGCCACAUGUCAGGGACCCUCGCCCACAGGGAAUCCAGGUCCCGGCCUGGAGGAGGAAUGAGGUCUGUGAAAACCAAGCAUCAAGCGUGCCAUGCUAGCUCUCAGUUGUUGGCGAUGACCUGACCUGUGCCAGCCACCCUGAGGGGCCAGGCACCGCCCUUCCCCAGAGGACCCAGAGUCAGCUCUGCUGGUGACCACACCUCUGCUGAGGCUCAGGAAAAGCUGCCCUCUGGGCCACAGGCAGGAAAUGAGUGAGGCAAGACCAGCUGAAGUGACAUUGAGGCUGGCGAUCAUGACCGUGAAAGGGACAGUUUCUCCAAAAUACAUGACUCUCGUGAACGCCAAACCCACAAUCGUGUCACUUUAUACUAUUUCUAAGCACAGAAGGGAUUUUUAGGAGGCUCUUCUCAAAAGGAUCACACAGCUCCUAGUCCAGAUCCAUAAAUUGCAAGUGAUCGUGAGGAGUUGUGCUUGAUGGAGGCCUGACAAUUAUGCAGCAGGUCACGGCAAGCCGAGCCCACUGGGACCUGACGGUGGAGCCCUGCUGCUCAGCAGGGUGCCUUGCCACAGCCUGUGGGACUCAACACCAGCCACUUUCCCCAGACUCACCUUAAAUGGCCAGCGGAAAGCGGUGCGUGGUCCUAGGACUGCUUGUGUUUUUAUGGGCUCAGUGGGCCUCCGAAGGCACAGAAGAGCAAGAGGAAGAGACCUGCAGGUUGCUGGGCAAGUUUGAUCUGAAUGGAUACGUAGAUGCUCAGAAUCAUUCACUUGUUAUUGGAGGACUGUUUCCCAUCCACUCCAGGAUCAUCCCACCAAACGAGUCGAUUUUGGAGCCAGUAUCUGCAAAGUGUGAAGGGUUCAACUUUCGGGGAUUCCGCUGGAUGAAAACCAUGAUCCAUACGAUCAAGGAGAUCAACCAGAGGAAGGAUAUCUUGCCCAACAUCACUCUGGGCUACCAGAUCUUUGACACCUGUUCCACCAUCUCCAAGGCAAUGGAGUCGGCGAUGGUGCUCCUCACCGGGCAGGAAGAGAACAAGCCCAACAUCAGGAACAGCACUGGGGCGUAUCUGGCAGGAAUUGUUGGGUCAGGGGGAUCAUCCUUAUCCAUCGCUGCUUCAAGAAUACUAGGGUUGUAUUUCUUACCUCAGGUGGGCUACACCUCUACCUGCUCCAUCCUUAGUGACAAAUUCCAGUUCCCGUCUUAUGUUCGCACAGUCGCCAGCGAUAAGUUCCAGUCCGUAGCCAUGGUGAAACUUAUCCAGCACUUCGGUUGGGUCUGGGUGGGCACCGUAGCUGCCGAUGAUGAUUACGGAAAAUAUGGAGUAAAAACUUUCAAGGAACAAAUGGAGAGCGCCAACCUCUGUGUGGCCUUCUCUGAAACCAUCCCCAAAGUCUACUCCAAUGAAAAAAUGCAGAGAGCAGUGGAGGCCGUAAAGAGCUCCACGGCCAGAGUCGUGGUGCUCUACGCGUCUGACCUUGACCUCGAGCCCUUCGUGCUGGAAAUGGUUCACCACAACAUAACUGACCGCACGUGGAUAGCGAGUGAAGCCUGGAUUACCUCGGCCCUCCUUGCCAAGCCUGAAUACUUCCCAUAUUUUGGUGGGAGCAUUGGAUUUGCAGUACCGAGAACUGAUAUACCGGGACUAAAAGAGUUUCUUUACGAUGUGCACCCCAGCAGGGAUCCACAAGAUGUCCUGACCAUCGAGUUCUGGCAGACUGCUUUUAACUGUACCUGGCCUAACAGUAGCGUUCCGUACAACGUCGACCACAGGGUGAACAUGACCGGCAGAGAGGACAGAGUGCACGCCAUGUCCCACACACUCUGUACCGGAGAGGAGAAGCUGGAGGACCUCAGAAACACCUACCUGGACGUGUCUCAGCUGAGGAUCACCAACAACGUCAAACAGGCUGUCUACGUUCUGGCCUAUGCCCUGGACCACCUGAGCAGAUGUGAGGAGGGGCAGGGGCCGUUUAUUCCAGGGAACACCUGCGCCUAUUUACCUGACUUUGAUCCUUGGCAGCUGAUGUUCUAUGUGAAGACAGUUUGGUUUACGACCCAUGAUGGGAAGACAGUACAAAUGGAUAAAAAUGGAGACGUGAUGGGACAUUAUGACAUUCUAAAUUGGCAAUUAGAUGGUAAUGGGGAGAUUGCCUUUGUGAAGGUUGGAGAGUAUGUAUUUAAAGAAAAUAAGUUUGAACUUAUUUUCAAAAAGAAUUCGACAAUAUUUUGGAACACCGAAUCAUCACAGCUUCCCCAUUCCGUGUGUACUGACGUGUGUGCUCCCGGGACGCGGAAAGGGAUUCGCCAGGGGGAGCCCAUAUGCUGCUUUGACUGCAUCCCUUGUGCCGAUGGACACGUGUCGGAGGAAGCAGGUCAGCGGGAGUGUGAGCAGUGCGGCGAAGACUACUGGUCCAACGCCCAGAGGAGCAAGUGCGUGCUCAAGGACGUGGAGUUCCUGGCCUACGACGACGCCCUGGGCCUCACCCUUGUCGUCCUCUCCGUCUUCGGGGCCCUGGUGGCCCUGGUGGUCAUGGUUGUGUACGGGGUGCACAGGCGCACGCCCCUGGUCCAGGCCAAUGGCCAGGGGCUGAGCUUCCUCACGCAGGCUUCCCUGGCCACCACGGCGCUGUCCUCCAUGCUCUUCAUUGGCAAGCCCUACGACUGGUCCUGCAUGGCCCGCCAGGUCACCCUGGCCCUGGGCUUCUCCCUGUGCCUGUCCUGCAUUCUCGGGAAGACCGUCUCUCUGUUUCUUGCCUACAGAAUCUCCAAAUCCAAAACCCGACUCAUCUCCAUGCACCCCAUUUGUCCAAAAAUCAUGGUGUUGCUCUCUGUCCUGGUGGAGACUGGCGUAUGCAUAGCCUACUUGGUCCUGGAACCCCCAAAGGUGUACAAGAACAUGGAAUCUCAAAAUGUAAAGAUUAUUCUGGAAUGCAAUGAAGGCUCUGUGGAAUUUUUGUGCUCCAUGUUUGGGAUUGACAUCUUCCUGGCCUUGCUCUGCUUUCUCACGACCUUCGUGGCUCGUCAGUUGCCAGAUAAUUAUUACGAAGGGAAGUGCAUCACCUUUGGGAUGCUGGUCUUCUUCAUUGUCUGGAUCUCUUUUGUCCCUGCUUACUUGAGCACCAAAGGCAAAUUCAAAGUGGCUGUGGAAUUAUUUGCAAUCUUGGCGUCCAGCUAUGGCUUGUUGGGUUGUAUCUUUGCUCCCAAGUGCUUCAUUAUUCUGCUGAGGCCAGAGAGGAACACGGAUGAGAUCGUGGGAGGGAGAGUCCCCACUGUAGAUAAGAGCAUCCAGCUGACCUCGGCUUCUGUGAGCAGUGAGCUGAACAAUACCACAGUGUCCACCAUUCUGGACGACUAGGGCUAUAGCUCUGUGUGUCCUUUAGGGUAGCCUUGGUGACAUGGCGUGGCUCCUUCAGCACCUACCUGACACCCUGGGGUGUGCUGUGGACUUGGGAUCUGGUGGGCUAGUCUUAGCAUGGCGUAUGAAAUCUCAUUCUGUUAGACACUAGCUUGGAUUAGAAUGCCCUUCACUAUGGAGAUUGCAAAUGAUUUCAUUCAGGCCGUCAUGAUACUUUGGUAUUAGGACUACAAAGGAGAGAGGCUGAGAGGCACAAUUUCUCUAAAAUGAUAGAGAAAAACGUUGGGUUCUGUUCUUGAACUAUGGGUAUCCGAUCUAGACCUCCACAUUAAGCAAAGUCACCUGGGGACGACCCAGAGAGGCACUUUUCUCCCCAUCCUGCAACUGUCUUUCUGGAGUAGACAGCUUUUCUCCAACUGAGGUAAGAACUGUAGCUCACAGGUGCUCUCUUGGAGCAUGGGCUUUGGAUUAUUCAUGUUUCCAAGGACUCUGGCAAAAAGAGAACAUUGAAGGAGUUGAAAUGUAGAUAAAACUUGGUUCUUCUUGAAUCCAUAA
This is a messenger RNA of Sciurus carolinensis (gray squirrel), 5536 nucleotides long. Its product is annotated as vomeronasal type-2 receptor 1-like. Gene Ontology annotation, biological process: G protein-coupled receptor signaling pathway. The record is from RefSeq and is a predicted model, not a curated record. Gene Ontology annotation, molecular function: G protein-coupled receptor activity; olfactory receptor activity. NCBI's taxonomy places the organism in Eukaryota, Metazoa, Chordata, Mammalia, Rodentia, Sciuridae. Gene Ontology annotation, cellular component: membrane. Bases 2240 to 4981 code for a protein of 913 amino acids. The transcript is spliced from 11 exons.